AGGCAAUUAGAACCUGUGCAGGGCUUUAGACACUAAAUACGCAGCAAAUAAGGAAUAAAGAAAAGAAGAGAAUAAGUCCAAGAUGGUUUUGGCUGCGAAAGCCCUUGUUUUGUCUGCCAUAUUGGCAGUCAUAAGCUGUGGUCCAGUGGAUGUCCGAUUAACUUCCGAGGACAAAUGUUACACCACAUGCACAGAAAGUAACAAAUUCAACUACCUACCGGGUAGGACAUAUCGAUUCCAGUAUGAGGGAGAAACGGUUACAACGACACAAAGCAACGAACACUCGAGUUUACAUUUUAGGGCGACGGCCGAUAUAGAGGCCAUUUCGAAAUGUGAAAUGGCUCUAACGCUUUCAGACGUAACGGUGGAAGAGUCCGAUCCAAGGGACUUGGCCCGCCGUUUCAGAUCUGAGGGAGAGGCCGCCCUGAAGGAAGCCCUCGAGAGCAGUGCCCUGAGAUUCUCUUUCCAAGAUGGACAGAUUGCAGAGCUUUGCCCUGAACGUGAAGAGAGUCAAAUGGCGCUCAACAUCAAGAGAGGAAUUCUAUCGGCCUUCCAAAACAAUAUGGAAUCUCUAGAGCGCGAUCACUCUGGCUCAGAGACUGAUGUGGCCGGCAAUUGCCCUGCUGACUACACCGUCACUGAGAACAGUUGGGAAAAGAUCGUUGUGAAGAAAAGCAAAAAUCUCGUUGGUUGUACUGACAGACACAACUAUGGCAACACCUUCCAUGGAGUUGCUUACAGCGUCGACUCCGACAUCCAAUCGCUCCCUCUGAUGAAGAGUACCCAUGACUGUGAACAGACUUUGCACAAGCAAGGCCGUCUUCUUGCCAGUAAAUGCCAGGAGAGCCAUGUAUUCCGACCAUUCAAUGAUGAAAAGACCAGCUCCAACACAACCACAUCCCAGAGCUUGACCUUCGUCAAAGAACACAAUGGACCAAGAACAAGAGGUCCAAUCACCCGUCGCACCAACAUGCUUUUCGAACACGCCGAUGAAACCGAGGAAAACAACAAGGAUUUCUCCGCUGCCCAGUCCAAACUCCGUGAAAUCUGCCAGGCUACUUCAAGCGAUGUCAGACCAGAGACCCCACGACUUUUCACUGAACUCGUCUACAUCAUGCGCAAAUUGAACAACUUUGGACUUAAGAAUCUGCAGAAGAUUGCCACCAAUGGAAAACCAUGCCAGCAAGCAAGGAAAUACUUUUUCGAUGCCCUCCCCAUGGCUGGAUCCAGCGCCUCAAUCAAACUGAUGAAGACCCUUUUGAUCACCGGAGAAGUUACUGGACUAGAGGCUGAUGCAUGGUUGACCGUCAUGGCUUUCGUACAAAACCCUACCCAGGAAAUGAUCGAUGAACUCCAGGAUAUCGUAUCCAGCCCUAAGACCAGCAAGAAAGCUAUGCUUUCUGUAUCCACCAUGAUCUACAACUUCUGCAAGAACAACGGAAACUGCAAGAGCAACGGAGCUGUGAGAGAGGUGAUCAGAGUCUUUGAGGAAAAUCUUAACGGAGACUGCCGAUUCAACAACGCUGAAGAGCGCGAGAAGGUCAUCCUUUCACUGAGAGCUCUCGGAAACGCAGGACAAUCCGUCAAUGCUAUUUCACUCCUCAACAGAUGUGCUAUGGGAAGAAACUCCAUGGAUAUCCGCGUCGCUGCCAUCGAUGCCUUCCGCCGUAUGGACUGCUCUGAGGGACGAACUGAGCUGAUGAACCUUUUCAAGAAUACAGAAGAAGAUUCUGAGCUUAGAAUUGGCGCCUACUUGGCUGUUAUCCAAUGCCCAACUGUUGACAUCAUUGAAGAGGUGAAGACUGUCUUGGAGAGUGAAGAGAUUAACCAAGUUGGUUCCUUCGUAUGGACCCACCUCACCAACCUCAUGGAGACGUCCGAUCCACAAAAGCAAAACAUCAGAGCAAUCCUUGAAGAUGCUACCCUAAAGAAGGAAUUUGAUAUGGACAAGAGAAAGUUCUCCCGUAACAUCGAGUUGUCUUUCUUCUCUGAAAUGCUCAACACUGGUGCCAAGGCCGAUAGCAACCUCAUCUGGUCUACCAAGUCAUGGAUCCCCCGCUCAGCUAUGCUCAACAUGACCGUUGAUCUUUUUGGAACCCAAAUGAACCUUCUCGAGAUCGGAGGACGUGUCGAGGGUAUGGACUACCUCCUUGAGUCUCUCUUCGGAAACAACGGCUACUUCCCCGAAAUGGCUGACAAUAUCCGCAGUAAGAGAUCUGCCAGAGAUGGUAUGCUCAACAGAUUCAAGCAAUCGUUCCAACUUGAAGACGCCAGCGAGCCAAAAGCUUCCAUGUUCAUGAGAAUCUUCGGUAACGAAAUGGCCUUCAUGGAUAUGACCAACUACAAGGGUGCCAUGGGAGACUUCAACUUCUUGGAUAUUCUCAUCAAACUUGCAGAGAACCACAAAGUAGACUUCACAAAGUCUGUCGUAUUCAUGGAUGUCCACUACAAAAUCCCAACCAUCAUUGGUAUGCCCCUCGGUCUUGAUAUCAACGGUACCGCAACAGUUGAUAUGAAAAUUGGAGGAAAGAUGGAUCUUCGCCAACUUGGAUCCUCACCACGCAGUGUUGAUAUCGACGGUUACAUGCAGCCAAGCACUGCUGUAGAAAUCUCAAGUGCAAUGUACAUGGACUGUGGCGUUGCCAAGACCGGUGUUGCAUCAGUGUCCACCAUGCACUCCAGCGCUGAUGUCGAAGGAACAAUCUCCCUAAAGAACGGAGAGGUCUUUGUCACCAAGUUCAACAUGCCCAAGGACAAAAUUGAUAUUCUAUCAGUGGACAACAAAUUUUUCGUAUUCCGAAAAUCCAUUCCCGUUGAACAAAAGAUGGCCGAGCAGAAAGUAGAGGCCAGCAAAUGUACCGGAGACAUGAUUGCUAAAGUCACUGGCUUGGAACUCUGUGGGGCCCUCAGCUACACAUCCACUGCCCCCAUUACUGGCCCAUCCAGCGUGAAGGUCUCACUCAACAAGCGUGAUACCCACACCGGCUACGAAUUCACAACAACUUUCAUGGCAAAGAAGGAGAGCAAGGCCGGAAAGAGAGCUGUUACCAACAUUGCUAGCGUAGCAUUUAACACCCCAGGAUCAAAGGUUGACCGUGAAAUGUCUGUUAACUUCCAACUCAACCGUGGCGAGAAAACCAUCAAUCUAGACAUGACAUCACCAUGGAAGAAGGUGUCUGCCAAGGGAUCAAUCGACGUUGCAAAAAUCUUGAAGAAGGCUUCCACAAGCAUUGUCAUUGACAACAAACAAGAAUAUUCUGCUGUUGCUCAAAUCAAGGUUUUCAAGAAGGGAUUCCUUACCACGUACGCUCCAAGCGUCGUUGUGAACAUCCACAAAAUGAAGCCAAUCACUCUGAAGGGAACACUCCAGAACAAGAACUUCAAGAAGAUGACCGCAGACCUUGCCCUCAACAACCUUUUCAAGACCCCAGUCACAUUCAAGGGUGAUAUGACCAGGCUGAUCAGUGGAGCCAAGGCAAGCUACAAAUCAAACAUUGCCCUCAGGUCCUCCUUCCUUGAUGCUACCCUUAAGGGAACCGCUGAUAAGAAGAAGACCAACUACAAGAGCAACGUCCAGGUGCAAUACCAAUUCAACAACCAAAAGGCACAGAAGAUAUCAUUCAGUGGAAAGUUCCUCAACAAGAGUCUGAAGAACCUCGCAAGAUACAUCAUCAACAACAAUUUCCAAUCCACACAGUUCCCAGAAGCCAACUACAUCCUGUCAAUGAAUGUACUGAAGAAGGCAACACGUCUUGAGAACACAGUUGACUUGAGAUUCGGAAAAGCCAUCAAAUCCCCCAAAAACAAAUUGGUUUUCUCCCAGGUUUUGUCAAAUACCUUGAAGGGAAAAGUGAGGAAAAUCGACCAUACAAUGAAGUUCAUGUUUCCCUGCAAGGAUAUCAAGAUGAACACUAAAGUAUCUGUCACCAAGGAUCCACGCAACCUCAAUACACUUGCAAGCAUUGAAUACAAGCCAAAGAAGAUGAUCACAUUGACAGCAGACUUGAAGAACGAGAGCAAGAAACUGAGGAAAUACAGUGGAGACAUCAGCUUGACCACCCCAAGACGUGAAAUGAGAUUAACCGAAUCCUUGGAAGAACAGGCUCCAAUGAAAUUCAACAACGAGAUGCUCGUCCAAUGGCAAAAGGGUAGCCAGGGCAAGAUGGUCACAUCAUUCGCUAAAGUUGGCAAGAGGGAACAUACACUGGAAUCUACUCUCCAGAUCCCCAACUUUGACACCAUCUCCUUCUCAGGAAGAACAAAGCUAUUUGCCGAUGACUUCAACACCAAUGCUGAGCUGACUUACGAAGGCAAGAAAUACUCUACUGAUGUCAACUACAAAUAUGAAGGACAAGGAAAGCAAUGGUCUGGCGAGGGACACUUCGAGGCUGCCCAUCCAUCCCGCCGUGUUACAACUGACGGUUCCUUCAGGUACAUUGGUGGCAAAACCAUGCAGAGUCAGAUUGAAGCCAAAUGGGAUGCUGAUCGUGAUGAGAACAAGAAGGCUGGUUAUGAAGCAGACUACAAAAUCAUUGGAACUAAACAUGAGGGUUCAAUGAAGGUAUUCUAUCCCCGACGUGAAAUCAACGCAGCCAUGAAUGUUGAAAAGAAGGGAGAAAAGUACACGUCUCAUGCCGAGGCCAGCUGGGAAGCCGGAAAGAAGAUGCAACUGGACACAGAGAUGACCUUUUCUAACAGAGGAUCAAGAAACUUCCAAGGAAGCACACGAUUCACCAGUCCAUUCGAGAAGUUCGAGAACAUCUUCCUAUCUGCCACACAUCAAGAUAACGGCCAGCAAUACAACAGCAAUGCUGAGUUCUCAUGGGCUCCAAGAAGCAAAGUCCAAGGAACAUUGACAGGAAAAUUCAACAGUCUGAUGGAUUUGGAUGGAACAGUGUCUUUGUUUACCCCACUCUCACGUUCACCAAUUGUUCUCCGACAGAAACAUGCCAUUAACAAUAAACAAGUCACAUCUCACACCGAGUUUGAGUACAGCAACAAGAAGACUGUCAUGGAUAUGUCUGGAAAGGAUGAUUCCAACAGAUGGAAGAGUGACAUCGAAGGUACGUUCUCUCUUACUACACCAUGCAGAUAUUUCAAUACUGUUGCCAUGAAAUUCGACCACACAAUGACCAAGAAGAUGAUCAGGCUCUCAGGAGAAGUGUCCAAGGAUGACAAAGUUAUCGGCGCCACCAUCAAGGGUGUUGCAGAUGUAUCUUCCAAUGCCAGAGAUGUCGAGGGGACCUUUGAACUCAAGACACCAUUCCCCAAAGUUGAAAACAUCCUCCUCAGUGCAUCUCACAAGGAUGACAGCAGAAAGUACAACACUGACAUGAAAGUAAGAUGGGCUCCUAGACAGGAAAUUGCUGCCAGCAUGGAAAUGACCAGUGGGAUGAGAGGUUACAGUAUCAGAAGCAAUGGUAAACUAGAGGUAACUACACCAUUUACUCCAUAUGAAUCUACCACGCUCAACUGGAACCACGACAAUACCGAGACCACAAUAAAACACAACUCAGAUCUUACAUGGGCUCGUAGAAACAGGGUUGUCCUUGGUGUUGAUGGCUCUAUUGAAACCGGGCCUGAGACCAAGGUUAAUGGAAUGAUCAGACUUCAGACUCCAAUCAGGAGCUUCUCCGACGUGUCAAUGAAGGUCUCCCACAGCCACGAUGCUGACAACUUGAAAUCCGAACUGACAGGUACCUACCCAUACAACAAGAAUGUCAAACUUACCGUUGACUUGAGCAAGGCCAGUGACGUCCAAGGUGCUAUUACAUUCACAAGCCCCUACACCAACAUGGAGAACCUUGCAGCUAGCUUCAUUCAUAAGACAUCUCGCAGACCAUACACCACCCAUGCCGAGGUGUCCUGGACACCAAAAGACAAGAUUGCUUUCGACGGAAGUGUCAACUACUAUGGUCUCCGAUACCUGACUGGUGAUGCCCGCCUUACAACCCCAUUCACUGGUUAUGAAUCAAUGAGUGCAUCUAUCAAUCACAGCAAGAGAGAUCAAUGGAGCACAAUUGUUGAAGUAGAAUAUCUACCAAGACAGAAGGUUUCGUUUGAGGGAAAACUCAACACAGACACACCCAAGGGAAGUAUAACCAUCAGAACCCCAGAGAGAACCCUAAGGAGCUUGACUGCCAGUUUCGAGCACUCUGGAAACUUCCCAUACGUCAACACCAAGAGCAACGUGAAACUUGUAGGCACCUACCCAGCCAGUAUGGACUCUUUCAUCCGUGUUAGUGGAAUAGAUUCAGUCAAUGCCAACAUCCAACUUAACCUUCCAAAGAUGGAUAAGAUAUCUGUCGAUAUCGUGCACCGUCAGCAGGGCAGCAAAUACACAACGGAAGCAAGCGCCAGUGCAGCAAGAACAGAAGCCAAACUUACCAGCACAUUGAAUAUCCAAAGCAUAAACAAUAUUGAUGGGGCCAUUGUGGGUACCUUUGAUGAAAAUGAAGUCGAAAUUAACUUCAACCAUAAUGGUUACUUGAAAAACUUCAGAAACCAUCUUGAUAUCGCCCAUGAUAACAAAAAAGUGAACUUGGAUGGACAAUUCUCUCUCAGAGAAAUGACAGGAGAAUUUAAAGUCCAGAGCAACAUCCCCAAGAUUAGGUUCGCUAGCGUCAAAUUCAACCAUGAUGGUGACUACAGUAAUUUCAAGCAUCACGCAGAAUUUUCUUUCAACAACAGAAAAUCCGAAUAUGAUGGAUCAUUUACCUCCAGCCCAAAUGUUGAGGGUAAAUUCACACUGAAGGCCAACAGAGACAUAACAACCUUGACUUUCGAUCAUCAAGGUGGUCUGACACGAUUCACCAAUAAUGCUAAGCUGACAUCAACUGGUGCCCAAGACAUUGAAUAUACUGGUUUCUUUGCAAAUACAAACAGAGUUGUCGGUAAAUUCACCUUCACAAAAGGUCCAAAGUCCCUCAAUGUUAAUUUCAAUCACAAUGGCGACCUUAGAAAAUUCAAAUCCUCUGCCAAAAUUCUUGGAAAUGGUAAAGCAGUCGAGGCUGAUAUUGAGUUUGAUACCGCACCAAUGAAAGGCCAAGCCACAUUCAACACCCCAUGGACCCGCCCAGCUGCAGCUGCAUUCAAUUACAAUGGUGAGCCAAUGAACUUCAACUCACAUGCUGAAGUAAGCUACGGACUAAAGAAAAUCGAAGGUGACGUAACAUUCAGUAAACAAUUCGGAAGCUUUGUACUGAAGACUCCAUUUACAACCCUGAGUGAAGUUAAAUCUUCUUACACUAUUGAGGGAUCACUGCCAAAAUUCCAGUUCAUUGCCCAUGAGGAAUUCUCAUACAAUGGUGGAAACACCAUUGCAAUGAACAGUGAAGUGAGCUGGAUGAAGAAAAUCUCUACUGAUCUUACUACACCAUUUGCUGCCAUCAGAACUCUUAAUGCUGAGGUGACAAAGAAGGGUGACAAGGUACAUGCUGAACUAACACACAACCGACGAAACAAAUUCCAGACCGACCUUAACUUGGAUUUAGAAUCCUUCAAGAAAGCUGACCUGACCAUCGAGACUCCUUUCCAAGCCCUUGAAAGUCUUAAUGUUGCCUACAACCAUGAGGGUGGUCUUAGGAACUUCCAAAGCCACGCUGAGUUGACACAUAACAAACGUAGCAAGUUUGAGAUUGAUGCCACAUCCCGUCUCACUUCCGCUGAUGUCACAAUCAAAACUCCAUUUGAUGCUAUGAGGACAUUGAACAUGGCUUAUUCUCAUAUUGGAGGACUAUGGAACUUCAACUCACAUGCUGAACUUACUCACAACCAGAGAAACAAGUUCACCAUUGAUGCCUCUAAUAACAAUUUCGAAACCACCGAGUUUGCUUUUACUACACCAUUCAGAACCCUGAGUGAUGCUAAACUUACCUUAAAGCAAGAAGGCACAUUAGACGACUACAGCUCCAACACUGAAUUCACAUACAACAGGGUUAACAACAUCAAAGCGGACAUUGUCUUUGCAAGCACCAAGAAUAUCAAGGGAUCCAUGAUGAUGACAACCACAUUCCCAUCUCUGAGAGACCUCAAAGUUGCAUUCAACCACGCCGGACGUUGGAACAACUUCAAGAGUGAUGGAGAAAUCACAUGGAACAGACGCCAAACCAUUGCUGGUGAUCUUGAAUUUGCAUUCUCACGUAACAUUAAACUAAAGGCCGGACUAGCCACUCCAUAUACCAAAGACCUCAAAGUUGAAUUUACAAAGAAGGGUGACAACAGCGACUUUGUCCAGCACUUGGAAAUUGCCUACCCAGAUAUGAUCUUCCAGCAGGAUACUGAAUUCCAGUUGAGUCCUCUCUCUAUCAAAUUCAAACAAGUACAGCCUAACUUCAACUUUGACGGACAGUUCAGCCACACAGGUGACUACAGACGAUUCCAGACACACGCUGAAGGAAAGCUUAACAGCUUCCAACCAGUUGUAGCUGAUCUCUCUUUCAACAUGGUCGGUAAAAUCGAAGGAGCCUUGAAAGUGCAGAAUCAAUGGGUACCAGUUGACAUUUCUUUCAACCAUAUUGGUAGCAUUGAUAACUUCAAAUGCUCCGGAGAAGCAAUUGUGAACAACAAAAAAUAUGAUGGUCAAUUAGAGCUCAGCAACGACAGAGUCACAGAAGGCAAACUUACCAUCAAUACUCCACAUAGGAAACUUUACAAUGUCGAAGCUGCCUUUAAUGCUAAGGGUAACCUGAAGAACAUGAGAGGUCAUGCCGAAUUGAGCUACAAUGGUGGAAACAAAAUGGAAGCUGAUGCAUCAUUCAAGAACUACAGGAACAUGCAAGGCGAGGCCUCAAUCAAGACCCCAUUCAGACAAGUGCGUGAAGCAUCUGCAAGUUUUAACCACGAAGGUGAUAUGUUCAACUUCAAAUCUGGAGCUGAGGUUACAUACAACAGACGCAACAAGAUCAAUGCUGACGUUGACUUCACUACCGAUAGAGCAAUCAGAGGAAAUGCUGUCGUGACCACACCUUUCACCAAUUUCGAACGUACUGCAGUUUCCUUCAACAGUGAAGCCAAGAAGACUCAUGGUGAGGUAUUUGCCUACAACAAGAAAAUCGAGGGAGAUGUUGAGCACACUGGAUACAACAAUGUCAAAGUUGAAAUCAAAACUCCAUUUGCUGAUUACGAAAAUAUGCAAGCUGCCUACCUUCUUGAAAAGGAACCAACAAUGUUCAAUGUGCAUGCCGAGGUAAGCAAGAACAACAAGAAAAUUGAAGCUGAUGUUAACACAGACAGAGCAAGGGGAUUCAGUGGCAAGGCAACAAUCAAAACCCCAUUCCGUGGGUAUGAAGAGAUGUCUGCUGCACUUGACCACACUGGUGGCCUCAGGCGUUUCCGAAACACCGCUACUGUUCAGCUUUCACCCCGUGUCAAAUACACCACAUUUGCCGACUUCACUCUGAACAGGAACAUCUUUAACUUCGUCACAAAAAUGUCAAGCCCACUUAACAAAUUUGAUGCCAAUGUGAAACUCGAAGGUGAUGCCCAUGACUUCAAGAGCAACGGCAUGGUCAACUACAAUGGGGAAGUCACAUCUCUGGAGUGUUCCUACAAAGAUAUCUACGGUGUACCCAGUGAGGGAAGCAUCAAAUUCUCCUGCCCAUAUGUUGAAGAUAUGUCCAUGAUGUUCACAAAUGCCAAGCGUGGUGACAAAUACAACAUGCACUCAGAGCUCUCGUGGAACCCACGUAGCCAGAUCGCUGUUGAUGGUGAGAUGAAGUACAAUGGACUUAACGAUAUGGAUGCCUCUGUUAAAGUGAUGACACCUUUCAGAGCUGCCCGUCAAUUCGGAUUUGAUCUUGACCACAAAAACAGUGGAUACAACUUCAACACCAGACUGAGCACCGAGUUCAACAACGAGAAAUGUUUCUCUGGCGCAGCAGGAUACCGAAAGGUUGGAGAUAACAACAUUGCUGAGCUGACAACUGAGGUACCCCGCGCAAUGUCCUACAAAGGAAGCUACAUGAAUACUGAUACUACUACCAGCAUUUCCGGAGAGGCCAACUUGAACAGCAAAGUCCGUGGAAACAACUACAAAGGAAGUUUCGUCUCUAAUAAAGAAGACAGCAGGCGUGUACUCAAGAGCUCAAUGGAGGCCAGAACUGAAACUCCAUACAGAGUAAUGUCCUUCAAGACUGAAAUGAACAAAUCUCCAUACAACUUGAAACACUCUGCUGAGAUGAGCUGGGACGAGGCCAGAAACAAGAAGGUAUCAUACGAUAUUGACUUCAAAGACAGAUCUCGCCGCAGCAGCAGGAACUACGAUCUGACUGCACAGCUUGCUACUCCAAUCAGGACCAUGCAAAUUCAGGGAAAACACAACGAUAAUGGCGCCACUUUCAAUAGCAACGCCGACCUCAUGUGGGACAUGACCAGAGACCCAUCCAAAAAACUCUCCGUGAGAGGAACAGUAGAGACAGCCCCUGAUACAUUCAAGGCUGAAGCAGGAAUCAAUACCCCAUCACUUCCAAAGGAAAUCACUCUCAACAUUGAUAACGUGAUGAACCAGAGGAGGAACAUACUGUCCCACAAGACUGUGUUAUCCUACAGCAGGAACCCAAGCGAGGAUUGGACCGUUACUGGACUCGUGAAAGUCACAGAACCCACCAACUACACCGCUGACUUUGGACUCACUCACCCAAGAAGCAACUUGGAUAUUGCCCUUGGAGGACAUAUUGCCAGCAACAGAUUGUCAAAGUCUAUUGGCGCCAACAUGAACUACUUGGAUUCAAGAAGACAGAUGCAGAGAGUUUGGGGACUUGGAUACCUCAAUGACAACAACAUGCGUAUUGAGUUCUACGCCCCUAAAGUACCCAAGCAAAUGAUCAUGGCCGCAAAGACUGAUGAUGGCUUUAAAGUAAGCCACGGGUUCUCUAAUGGCAAAACACGCAACGCUGAGUUCACUAUGGAUCCCGAGGCCAAGGCAUUCGACCUUAAAGUGAAUUACGGAACAGAAUACCCAAGAGAUCUAUUCCACAUGUACGGCAAGUACGUCAAUGACAAACAUGUCAUGGUUGAGGCCUACCGUAUGGACAACAACCGUAAAAUCACAGAAGGAAGUGUCUCAUUGAGAAUGAACAACUCCCGUCUUGCUCAUGGACGUCUCUACUGGAGACCAUCUAUGUACUGGGAUAUCAAGGAGAGCCUCCCAACCCAGAUUAACCAGCUUCGCGCUCAGAUCGCCCGACAAUGGGAGGAAGUCCAAGCUGAUGUGUCCAACGAAAUCCGAUCCAAAACACGCCAUGUCACCUACACCUUGCCCGAUAUGUCACCAGUAUCUGACUACAUCAGCAAUGAAAUCAACCAGUUCAACAGUGAUGCUGAUACCGCCACAGAUGCCGCUAAAAUGAUGUUCAGACGCAAUGAGUUCUACUCCAGAGACGCUGUUGACGGUGGUUUCGCCGCAGUUGCAUACACCAAGGAUAUGGCACGUGACUUCUCUGCCAAGAUGGAUGAGGUCAAACGAACCGCCCAGGCUAAGAUGGACCAAUACAGAUACAUGGCUGAGAGAAUGUAUGAAGACUAUGCCAGACGUGCUGCCUACCAAUACAAACUUGCCAAGUACAACCUCAACCGGAAGUACAAUGAGUAUGCACCAAUUGCUCAAAGAUACAUCGAUCAAGGAUACGAGAUGAUUGCCCCAUACUACCAAACCGUCCAGACAAGAGCACAGAGACACAGACGCGAUCUUUCAGAUCUGAUGUACUCCAUCACAUCUCACCCACAGUACAAAACCAGUUUGGAGAAGAUCAGCGACUUUGCCAGUCAGGCCAUGAGCCACAUGCAAAACAUGAAGACCAAGGCCAUUGACUUGAAAGAAGCUGCCAAGAAACACGUCAAGCUUACCAAGGCAAAAAUGAACAACAUGUACAAUGAUGCUCUUGAAACCGUCAACCAGAAGCUCGACGCUGCCAUGGGUCACGAUGCUGUUGUCUACACCAAGAAGGUUGCUCUCAAUGCCCUUGACAUGGCCAAAGAUGCUGCUGACUUCAUCAAUGUGAAGAAGAACUUCCACAAGAUUGCCAGAGAUAUCUACAGGAAUAGCAAGGUUGUUGCCACCAAGCACGCAGCCUUUUUAACCGGAGUCUACAAGAACUUGAACAAAAACAAAGUCACCGUAUUCAACCCCAAACAAGGAGAGAUCCAGGCACAGGCUUACAUGCCAUUCGCUGUCAAGGACUUGAAAACCCUUCCAAACAUCGACACAACCAAUCUCCAGAAGCUGAUGAACCUUUCCUUGAGCAGCCUUCCAUCUCUGCCCAAGUACAACCCAAUGGAUGAUUACUACCACUACAAACCAGCAUCUUCCAAUCCUCUGGACUGGAUCCCACCAUUCAAAGCCUCUGCAUUCGUUGUUGGAGCUCAACAUAUCAAGACCUUCGAUGGAACUUAUUACGAGUUUGCCAGCCCAUGCAGCUACGUUCUUACCCAGGACUUUAGCAAUGAUAACUUCACCGUUGUCGGAAACUUCGAGGGUGACACCAAACACAUCAGCAAGAAGUCUCUCAUGAUCAUCUCCAACAACAAGAAAAUCGAAAUCUUCUCUGACUUCAAGGUUCUUGUUGAUGGCAAGAAGGUUGAGCUUCCAGUCGAGUUCUUGAACACAUCAGUCACCAUCGACGGAGAGAGAAUGAUUGUGAAGAACAAAUUGGGUCUUACCACUGAAUGGGACAAGGCUAAUGAUAUCUGGAGUGUAGAAAUCUCUGGAUGGUAUUUCGGCAAGGUCGCUGGACUUUUCGGAACUUACGACAAUGAGCAAAGCAAUGAUUUCACAACCUCAAGGAACACCGUUGAGGAGCUCGAGAGAUUCACCACCAGCUGGGAAGCAUCUGGAGCAUGCAGAGUUAGAGGAAAUCAGGCUAGAGAAGUUGAGCCACAAACACACCGCCAUAGCUUCAAAACCUGUGCCCGUCUGUUCAAAGAAGAGGUGUCAUUCUUCAGGCCAUGCUACAAACAGGUCUCCCCUAAGAAAUACUUCAAGAUGUGCGUAAAUGACGUCGAGGGAUUCGAAAGAAACGCUUGCAAGAUGGCUGCUGCGUACAUCAAAGAAUGUGCCGCUGCUGGAGUACCUGAUAUGAAAAUGCCCAAAGGUUGCUCUGACUGCAACAGCGAGGGCAAGAGACUGAGUGACAUCCCACAGUCCGCUGAUGUUGUCCUAGUUGUUGAGGAGAGACAAUGCAACAAGGACCUUACAGGCAAACUUGGAGCUCUCGUCGAGAGAAUUGAAGAACAACUACGUGAACUCGGUCUAUCCAACAACCGUUUCGGUAUCGUUGGAUUCGGAGGUGAGGGAGUCCACAACAAACCCCAUACUCACACCGUAGGUGGAGAAAUCAUGGGAGAUUCUCGUAGAUUCUCUUUUGGAGCAGCCAAUCUCGACUUCGAAGAAGAUGGUGAAUUCAAAGACACUCUUGGUGCUAUUGAAAAAGCUGCCCACUAUCCAUUCAGACAGGGUGUCUCAAAGAGCAUUGUCUUGGUAACAUGCACUGAAUGUACUCAACAGGAAACCCAAUAUACUGAUAUCCUAAAUAUGCUCACAACAAGGGACAUUACACUUCAUAUGCUCGCUGAUAGCAAAUUCGAGUCCAACAGUGAAUCUAAGAAGCCUUCAGUUUUCGUAUUUGGAGUUGACAGCAAAUCAGCUUACAGCCGCAAAUCCCUUAUUGGUAAGAAACUGAGAGGCGACAAGGAACUCUUUAGCCAACUCACCGUUCCCCAGCACAUCUGUGGUGAUCUUACUACUCAAACCGAAGGUUCCCUAUUUGAUCUGAAUAGACUCACAGCAGGAAAUGUCCAAGCUCAAAAAUCAUUCUCUGAAGCUUUUGCCAAGAGAGUAUCUAUGUCUGCCAUCCCAUCCGGGUGCCAAGAGUGCAGCUGUGUCGAAGGUGAAACCGUAUGCAAGACAUGCACAGCUGAGUCUUCAACCCUAGGCAAAAGAGAAGAGAACCCAUAUGCUGAUGAAUUCGAGCCAGCUAUGGCCUCCGAGGAGGAUGAGUUCAAAAAUGAGCUUAAGGAAUACAUGAGACGACCCAUGAAAAUGAAGAACAUGAGGAAACAGUACAGAAAUGCUAAGAGAGCAUAAGAACAUUGACAAUUCUCAAUUUACACAACAACAAAUGGGUACCGACCGACCGCAUUCGAACAAUGGACAUUCUUAGGGGUUGAUCCCCAGCAACUACAAUGCAAUUCUAAAUCGUUUUAAAACAAUUAGGGUAUAUACAAAUGAGGGAGAUGUAUUUAUAUUUAUUGAAACAUUUUGGAGUAUAUUUGUACAUUGUUUAUAUUGAUUUUUAAGAUUAUCUAAUAACAUUGCAAGAAAAA
Owenia fusiformis is the source of this 14319-nucleotide messenger RNA. NCBI's taxonomy places the organism in Eukaryota, Metazoa, Annelida, Polychaeta, Sabellida, Oweniidae. The record is from the annotation of a GenBank genome assembly.